CGAUGUGGUCGCGUAUGAUUCGCGUGGAACAUAACCUACCGUUAAUUGCCACGUAUUAUUUAAGUGCCAUUCGUGUAGAAUGUUUUCAUUUUCGGCGUGGUAUUGACCCCUGAACAAACCGGGAUCGAAACUGGAGAAUUCGUGACCAGUCUGGCACAUCACGUGUGUACAAUCACAAUGGCUUCCUCGAGACGUUUCAAGCUGUUGCUCUGUGCUCUCGGUAUUUUUGUAUGUUACUUCCACUUCGCUAUGCUACAAGAGAAGAUCACACGGGGACAGUACGGAGAUGAAAAGAACAGUGAAAAAUUUACAUACACGUUCACCUUAGUCUUUGCUCAAUGUCUGGUCAACUAUCUGUUCGCCAAGACUAGUUUAUUGACAAUUAUGAAACAGGGCGAAGACACUACUCCGAACAUAUAUUACGCGAUAUCUGCGCUCACGUAUUUACUAGGCAUGGUGUCCAGUAACAUGGCUUUACAGUUUGUCAAUUAUCCAACACAAGUUAUUGGGAAAGCUGGUAAACCCAUUCCUGUGAUGAUACUUGGAGUGCUACUAGGGAACAAGGUUUAUCCAGUUAGGAAGUACUUGUUUGUCUUCUUAGUUGUGAUUGGUGUAGCUUUGUUCAUGUACAAAGAUGGUGGUGUGUCAAAGAAACCAGCAGAAGGACAAACAGCAUUUGGAGAACUGUUGUUGUUACUGUCAUUAACGAUGGAUGGUUUAACUAGCGCUGUACAGGAACGAGUGAGAGCAGAGCAUAAUUCCAAGUCUGGACAUAUGAUGCUGAACAUGAACAUGUGGUCUGUGAUAUUCAGUGGUACUGUCAUUCUAAUUUCUGGAGAGCUGGUUGAAUUUAUUCAGUUCAUACACAGGCACCCAUCAACCAUAUGGCUCAUAAGUACUUUCUCUAUAGCAGGUGCAAUUGGACAGUACUUUAUAUUUCUCACAGUCAUAGAAUUCGGCCCGUUACCGUGCUCGAUCAUAACUACUACCCGAAAAUUCUUUACGGUUCUAGGGUCGAUAUUGAUCUUUGGCAAUACUUUGACUUUUAGACAGUGGUUAGGUACAUUCACAGUGUUCAUAGGAUUGCUUCUAGAUGCCUUGUAUGGUAAAGACAAGUCCUCCAAGAAAAAUAUAGUAAAGUAACAAACAAACCCUGGCGCGCCAACGCGUGCGAUCGCGAAUCGUUACGCUAUAGCACAAUUUUAUACUUUCACGCAUGUACACAGUAAACAUCGCGAUCAGAGAUGGACAGAAUUUUAUUCGAAUAAUAGAUGGUGAAUGAAAGCUUUAUCUAGCGAUUUACGUGCAAAAUUUAUUUAAUUGUUAUUCAAUUUAUAUGAGAAUUUUUUUGUUAUUCAAAUUAUUAUUUAGAGAAGAAUUUUGUCUGACCUUGAAACGACCACGAUCGUUGGAUGAUACAGUACGGAAUGAAUGUGGUGGGAUGUUGUAUCGCAAAUGGAAUUUCGUAACAAAUUUUUUAACAUUACGUUUCACAGUAUAGUCCACCUACGUAUAUGUAUGUAGUGUACACAUGCGCGUGUAUGUUUGUUUGUCAAAACUGUUGCACGUGUACUUACAGCUGGUGUCAUGUGUGAGUCUCGGAAGUUAAAUCGAUCUACUCCACCGUUUUGUAAAUAUUUUGAUUAGAUGAAAAUAUUUAGAAAAAAUAUUUAUAGUUUAGCAGAUCAAUUCAUCUUCUGAGAACCAUAUGCCGUGCUAUGGUACCGCUUCUACGGCGGAUAGGUUUCCUGCGAAGCAACUUAAGUCCUAAAGUUUGCUUUACUUAAUCGUAACAAAUCGUUACAAUGCAAACCACGUCCUAUGCGAACCCUAUCCGCCUCGAAGCGUGAUGCGGAUGAGUCGAUGUAUGUAUAUGCGAAGUGAAUGGAAAAACAUAAUUCCGUAUGUAAAUGUUUUUUAUGCGAAAAUAAUUGUUUCGCGUCGUCAAACGCCUUCCUUUUACUUCCACUAAAAAUUCUCGACGAACAUUCGUCACACAAGCUUCUACUUAUCGAACGAAUAAAUAUCAUAGCAAAUUACGUCGAUACGUUUCAAGCAUUACCCGACCACUUACAAACUGUGCGAUAGUUUCUCACGUAAUAUAUUUUUUAAAUUGGAUUUCGCUAUUGUUAUCAACGCCGAGAACAACAUCGUUGAUGGUCAAGGAGAUAAUAACGACGCGCAGAUGGUCGUUAGGAAGGGAGCGUAAUCAGUGAGAAUGUACCAUUAGCCGCGCAAACUGCUUCUGAAGAAGUAGUUUAACGUAUUUCAGUAAAGAACUCGCAUCGAAGGUCGAUGUUCCCCGGGACAUAAUCGGAAACGACGGUUUGCGUGAUGAAUAUACGGUUUUCCAGAUGUUGCGCGUGGAUUAUUGUGUUAUCUGUGUGCUUCCCGGGUAUUUGCGGGCUUCUCGGGAACGGUGAGUGCUGAACUCAAUCUAUACGACGUUUGUGUAUACAUAUAUACGUAUCCAUGUAUAUAUAUAUGUGUAUAUUUGCAUUUAA
This is a messenger RNA of Hylaeus volcanicus, 2504 nucleotides long. It is a transcript of the gene meigo, whose product is annotated as solute carrier family 35 member B1. Bases 178 to 1143 code for a protein of 321 amino acids. The transcript has 2 exons. Gene Ontology annotation, molecular function: UDP-galactose transmembrane transporter activity; UDP-glucose transmembrane transporter activity. Gene Ontology annotation, biological process: UDP-galactose transmembrane transport. The record is from RefSeq and is a predicted model, not a curated record. Gene Ontology annotation, cellular component: endoplasmic reticulum membrane; Golgi membrane. NCBI's taxonomy places the organism in Eukaryota, Metazoa, Arthropoda, Insecta, Hymenoptera, Colletidae.